ACAGGGAGCGAUACAUUGGAGCAGGAUCGAGCCGAGGCGUAACAAAACACAGAGAGACACUCGAGCAAGGAGCGAGCCUUACCGGAAGCAGCCCCAAUUGAGAAAAAUGCAUGAUCUGGAGGCGGUGGGCGAAAAGGCUGAUUUCCACCUCCUCUCCUCAGCCACCUUGACCUGCCUGACCGACUGUUCGGCCCCUCGCUGCGGCUCCUGCUACACCUGCACACUGCAGCGCCGGCUGGCCUCCACCAAGCAGUGGUUCCUGCGAGCUGGGGACAUGACCAAGCAGCAGUUUUUAAUCGGGCUGGUCCAUAGGGUUGACAGCCUGGAUCUUCUGCUGCAGCUCGACAGGCUACUGCAGCCGACUCUCGGCAAAGAUUUCACCCACUCCCGCUCGUCUGCUAACCCCAGCCUGUCUGAGGAUUUCAGCACCCUGAGCUCAGAUCGGUCCCUGAACAAACUGGACCUGCACGGCUAUGUGGCCAGCGCCUGGGAAUGGUUCACUAGCAGCAAGCAUUGGACCAAAACAAACUACCUUCUGGGCUUGUUUCAGCUGUGCGAUGUCAAGCAGCUCCAUAACAUUGGGAAUCUGAUCCGAACACUUAUAAUCGCCAGGAGCACUCCUGAAUUACUUGAGUCGAAAGGUGGUGAAAAAGACAAGAGUGCUUCCUUGCUGCAAGAAUCGAAUAGCACCUUUCGGACGGAUGAACAUCCUGAACUGGAGCCGCUGACUAAGAUCUGGCCUGAAUAUUCAAAUGUCUCAUCUGAAAUGCUUCCAUUGAGCCUGCUUCAGCGAGAAGAUAAUACUGCUUCAAGUGUUAGUCUUUCCUUGAAGAGUGGGAAGAUGAAGAAGAAGCGAUCAGUGUCCCCGAGAACAGUUGAUGAGUUACCUGUUGUGGUUGAACCUCCAAUACCGAUAAUUAUAACUUCACCUUUUGAGGCAACAUCAGGAGUCUCUCACCAUAAGGACUUCAUCCGCUGUCUUCCUAUUCAUUUGGCAAAAUUUGUUCUUGGCUUUCUGGAUCACAGCUCUCUCCAAAACUGUACACUUGUGUCACGCCACUGGGCCUACCUGGGAAGGGAGAUUAUGAGGGAUAAACUAGCCAUCCAAUGCAUUUUUGAUGAAAUCAAAAAAUUACAGGCUGCAGCUCCUCACAAUAUUAACACAGUGUAUGCAAAGAUCUGUCAAAUUCCAGUACCAAGAGUAGAUGAGAAGGGAUUCACCUUACCAACAGAAAAUUUAAACAAAAAGAUUGGAUUAGCAGCAUCGUACACUGGCAUCCAUACUGACAUGGUGCAAAUAGAGGAAAGAAAUGUCUACUGUGGUCCAUACAAUAUAAUAGUCAUCAAGCAAUUUAUGGAUGCUGCCAGGGUCAUUCACUAUGGUGGGGGACAGUUGAUAGCUAUGGCCUCUGGCGAUAGAAUAAUAAGAUUCUUGGAUAUCAAUCGUUCCAAAGAUGUACCCCGUUCAAUGACUGGACAUGCUGGAGUCAUCAAGGCAGUGAUUCUCUGUGAGGAGCAGGGUUUCCUACUCAGUGGAAGCUAUGACCUUAGUAUCAGAAAGUGGAACCUGAAGACUGCAACGUGUAUGACCAUCUACCGGGGGCACAUAGGAUUUAUUACCAGUCUCAGCCUGCACGAAAAUAUGUUUGUAUCAGGAUCAACAGACUGCCAGGCUAAAGUGUGGGACCUUCAGAAAGGAAACUGUUUUCAGACCUUCAAGCAUGACAAAUCAGUUCUGUCAGUGGCUAUUAAUGCAAUACACGUGGUGAGCGGCUGUGAGAAAGGAAUGAUCCAUGUCUGGAACAUUGAACCUCCUUCAUUAGUCAAGGUUCUGACUGGUCAUAUAAACUCAAUCACAUGUUUGUCUUUUGACCAAUGGCAUUUGAUCAGUGGAAGCAAGGAUAAAAGUGUUAAGGUGUGGAGUAUGAUGGGGAAAUUUAGUGACUGUUUAUUGACUUUCGAGCAUCCACAGGAAGUGCUGUGUCUGCAAUUUGUUUACCUCCGUGUGAUCAGUGGAUGCAAAGACGGAAAGAUCCGUAUUUUUGACAUAUUGAAUGGUACCUGUCUGAGAGUGAUGAGAGCAACUGGCCAAGGAGAUCCUGUGCUAUCCCUCCAUGUUUUUGGAAAUAGGAUGGUGAUAAACACAAUGUCCAAUGUGGUGAAAUUUCAGUUUGAAGAUAUUGUGUGGGAUUACACAGCACCAGCAGCACUCCUUGAAGUGAUAGCACCACAGGACAAAUUUAAAAUGGCACCACUGAGGAAACAACCGUAUAGUUAUGUCCGUGCUCAGCGGAUGAGAAGAAUUGGUUCAACCAAUGAAAAGAUCUACCAUAGACAGGAGAAGUUUUCAAAAGAUGGUCUGUUCCACCAUGCACGAUUCUUGUCAGCCAGAUGCAUGAAAGCAGCACACAGGAUUCAAUCAGACUCCAUGAAAGCUCUCAACUUGAGGGAACCUGAAGUUCGACAUCACAGUCCAUCGCACAUUAGCCUGCAGUCUGGAUUCCUUUUGAAGCCACCUUCAGCGUACAUGAGCAGUUCAGAAAUGCUCACACAAGAACAUUUAAGACAGGAUGCAGAAUCCAGAAUUUUGUAUAGCGAAAAGUCUGAGUCAUUGUCUGCAGUUUCUAGAUUUUUGUCAGCGAGUGAGCAGGACUCAUUAAAACACAUUAGAAGACAUAGGCUCGACAAACCCAAAACUACAGAGCAGAUAUAUUUGACUGUCAAUGCUAUCCACAAUUACCUCAAAUUUGACGAAACGUCAAUAAACACUCUCUACAACAACUCACUUUCAGAAGAUUGGGGUCGACUUCUUUGUCCUCUUGAAGACACAGUGAAAAAGGGAAGUGAUAGAGCAAAGAAGAAGGCUACUGUCAAAAUCAGCGACGUUGUUGAUGCUGUUGGACUAACUGAUGACUGCAUUGAUGUCAAAACACUUAUGGCACCUUUUGAGUUGAAAAUGCAAAAAUUUAAAAGGAAAGACAAAUUAAGUGGUUUGGACCCGAAAUGUUUUGUAACAAAACCAAUGAUAAAACGAUCAAAAUCUGCAGUCAGCUUUGUGGAUGCUGUCAAAUUUAGAGGUACAAAGUGUCGACCCCAAACUGCACUUGAAGAAAUCAAUAUGAGCACGAGCUCUCGGACAACAGAUUCCAAAGCUGGAUCUCAAGCCAAAGUCUUCGCACUUACAGAUUCUGCAAUUGCCACUAUAGAUCCCAGAUUCAAGGUGCAGUAUAUUGUUGACAUAAAUCCAUAUCGAAAGAACAGUGGCUUCAGUCUUUGGACAAUGAAACAACAAAAGGAAUAUGCAGAAAAAAUUGCAAUGGACCAUAAUGCUCAACAGCAAAGAAAAGAACAGGAAACACAUACAGCUGGACAGAAGACUUCGUUAAAGAAAGCUGAAAGGUCUUAAGUUGGUCUUAAUUUGCAUAAAUUAAUUGGUGAAAUCUCAUGUUAAAAGUGGUUCAUUUGUAGUAAUAUAUCGAAUAAUGGUAAUAAAUAUUUUGCCUGCUGUACAAGUAAUAUUACACACAUGUUUGUAUGUAUCAACACUAUGUUUUAAGAUACAAUCUGAAUAAGAUGCAUUCGUUAUCAAAUCGAAGGGGUUAGUUCAGCAGAACAAUUUAUGUUGCAUUGGCGAUAUUGAAGGAUUGAUUAUACCAGGUUACAGUUUUGCUUAGCUCAAUUGAUUAGGCUGUGAUGUAGUACCAUAUCAGUGAUAUUCGUUCAAUCCCUAUAUCAGCUGUAUAAUGCAUGGAGUCCGACUUCCUCAUUUUGAUCCAGCUCAUUUGAUGUGGAGUGGUAUCCCUCAAGCUAUGUAAUCAAUUGUAUCUCAUGUGAGGAAGUUCAAUUCAUUUAGCUUUGCUAUUGAGAGCAAUAUAUAGAUAUGAAUGGACAGAAGUAGAAGGUUAUGCAUAUUGAAAUGCUAAUGAAAUAAACGCACUGAGGAAAUCCUAUAUAGGAAAAGCAAUUGAGGGCAUACCGGGAUUUGAACUGCUGUUGAUCUCUGGCUUUUUCCAAGUCAGGAACAAUACAAAUCUGCAGCUAUUCAGAGGCAUCAUAUAUUGAAAAAAAAACACAUUGGAUGCAAUCUUGCAAGCCCAUGUGGAAUUUUAGACGGGUGGAUGGGGGAACUUAAUUAACUGAGCGGCAACAUAAAUCAGAUUUUCAACAGCAAGUUAAAAUUUGGUAUUAAGUUCUCAGAACCUUUCAGGGGAUGGGCAUGUCAGGUUUCUCAAAACUCUCGCAUUUAUUAACAUGCCAUGGUCACUUAUUAGCAUAAAUCCAUUGGGAUUACAUCUAUGGGAGCAAUCUUGUGAGGCAAAACUAGGAAACAAGUAUGCUCACAGUGCAACCAAUGUACAUGGUGUGUACCCGGUAGGAUAGACUUCUUCCUCUAAGCUCCAGUGAGUUUAAAUUUCUUCACUACCAUGACUGCUCUUUCAUUACCAAAAUGAUAGUUUUCACCAAUGUGUGCAAUGUAAAGGGUGAAGCCUGACCUGGUCAGCCAACUCUUCAGAAGUCUCAAUCAUGUUCAGUUAUGAUUAUCGUUCUUAAAUACUUUCAGUGUAAAAGGUGGGCUUUGAUUGGGCCAAUGAGCUUGUGCGGCACUCACAAUGGCUGACACAUGUAGAUCUUACAGUGUCAGACACGCAGAACUUAACUCAAAGAUGAAGUGAAUACAAAAAGGAGGUGAACUCGAAAAGUUUAGACAAAGGCAAUUAGGUAAAACGGGAUAGUAUGGGGUGAAACUGGAAAAACAUGGUUGUUGGAUGCACAUUAACUGCUCCUUGUAUAGGAUGUCCUUUAGAAUACUGUCAGAAGUCACAUGACAUCAGGUUAUAAUCCAACAGGUUCAGUUGAAAU
Stegostoma tigrinum is the source of this 4860-nucleotide messenger RNA. It is a transcript of the gene fbxw10, whose product is annotated as F-box and WD repeat domain containing 10. Gene Ontology annotation, molecular function: protein binding. The transcript is spliced from 14 exons. The record is from RefSeq and is a predicted model, not a curated record. Lineage: Eukaryota; Metazoa; Chordata; Chondrichthyes; Orectolobiformes; Stegostomatidae. The coding region runs from base 107 to 3406 and encodes 1099 amino acids.